AUGAAAUUAGUGAGACUUGGUGAAAAAGAAAAAGAAUGGACUCUUAAUGGAAUAUCGUCAAUAAAAAAUUUUAUAAGAAAAUCAGAAAAACAUUCUAUAUCUAAAAAAUAUUUGAUAAAUCAAGAAAAAUUCCAUCUUUUGGGAAAAGUUCGAAUUGAACAUGUUAUUUCGGAAGGCCGACGAUUAACUGUUAUAAAACAUAAUGAACAAUUUUCUAUAAAUAAACGUUUAAUUGAACGUAUGAUCCACGUUGUUUGUUUUUUGAGAAAACAAGAGCUUGCCUUUCGUGGGCAUCAGGAACAAGACGAAUCUUUAAAUAAAGGCAAUUAUCUUGAGUUACUUGAUCUACUCGCUCAAGAAGAGCAUUUACUUAAGGAUCACUUUUUGUCAUCAUCAAUAUUUAAAAGCACAUCUAAGAUAAUACAAAAUGAUUUGAUUGAAAGUGUCACUACAAUUUUAAAUUCAAAAAUUUUUAAAGAAGUACAAACUGCUAAUUAUAUAUCUAUUCAAGCAAAUGAAACCACUGAUGUGUUCUGUCGAUCUCAAAUGAGCAUCAUUUUUCGUUAUGUUAUAGAAGAAAAAGUUGUCGAACGAUUUAUUGGUUUUUUGAUGUUUCAAAUGAUAAAACGAAUCGAAAAGAUCUAG
This is a messenger RNA of Sipha flava (yellow sugarcane aphid), 645 nucleotides long. RefSeq lists its product as uncharacterized. The transcript has 2 exons. The record is from RefSeq and is a predicted model, not a curated record. Bases 1 to 645 code for a protein of 214 amino acids. Lineage: Eukaryota; Metazoa; Arthropoda; Insecta; Hemiptera; Aphididae.